AGCUGGUUUCGUUUUAAUUACACUUAGAGCUGUGACAACGUCUUCCUGAAUCGAAAUCCCCGUGAGAUUCAGGUGAACCAGUUGCAGAUUAUCAGCCAGUUUCACCACACCGGGAAAUUUCGAGCAGAGCAGACCCGGAGACGGAACUCGCGUUAGCUCCCUUCCUCAGGAUGGAAUCGUGCAAGGAGCUUAUCCGCCUCUCUAGACUUGAUAUUGAAGAGGCUCUGAAGGCUGAUGAUGUCCUUAUUUUUUUUCCUGAAUGGAAACAAGCUUGGAUCGAGAAAAUUCGCAGUUUACCCACACAAACUGAGCAAGCCAGGGAAUUUUUGGAUUUUUUACUUUGUGAGGAUGAGGCGCCUUUUACUACAAGGAGGUUCACCCAGUUCCUCGAUGCAUUGAACAGUGCCAAUUAUCAGCGCCUUGUUCAAUUACUUCGUGGCGAAAAGAUUAAGAAGUUUGAUACUUAUAUGAAGACUCUGAAGAUCUUGCAGCCGGAGAUAGGGAAGCGCCUGGUGAUAGACAUGCCAUUGUUGACAUCAUUACUUGCAAAGGAUGUCAUUACUGAAGAAGAGAAGGAGCAGAUUUGGAGCCAAGUCGAGCACGGGAACAGUCGAAAAGGUCUUGACAUAUUGAUAAGAUGCCUUCCAAGGAGAAUUGAAGACUGGCCAGACAAGUUUAUAGAAGCCCUCACGGAAACAGGGAAUGAAGAAGUAAUGGCGACAUUGUAUGGCAUGGAUGAAACUGAUGAUUAUGCUUUCGAUAAGGAAAGAAUCCGUAAAAAAAACGAGGCGCUGAAGACAAGCGCUAUGCCGGACUACUGUCGUUCUAGAGGCGAUGGAACGGACCAUGAUAGCAGCUUUUCAGAAAAUGAGAGUUCCGACAGCCUGCUCGAUGAGGACCAUCAAACAUGCGUAAAAUCGUUUAACAUCAACAACCUGAGUCAAGGCCAUUCCUUGGAGAAGCGAGAGGACAGCACCUCACAUAGCCAGAGCCCUGGAGGGUUGGGCUCGGACCCCGGGAGUUCCCAGUCAUCGUUUAAUGUAAACUUCGAUUCAUUCCCAGAGGAAUCAGCAGCAGCAAUGGCCAUGGCCAUGAGAUCAGCAGACGACAGCAGUGGAAAAAGUAAGAUGUACGUAAAAGACUUGCAGUUAGAUAUCAAUAUUCGACAACUCGGGGCAGACGGUGAGAGCAAGGAAUACCUUGAAGUUGACUCUGGGCCAAUGGCGAUAUCAUUCACUUCUGAGCCGACCGCGACGUCAUCCCCUUCUGAGCCAACCACAAAUCCCAAGUCCAAAAGAGGUCGUAGUCACAGAGACCACUCAAGAGCCAAUGAGGACGACCAUGAAUUACAAGUUGUGACAUGUUUGCCUGAAUCUUCUGGGCCUCUGCACUACAAAAGACAAGGUCCUGGUUCCAAUAUCCCAAAUGCAUCCCAAAGUCCUCAAAAUAGCAUGCAAACACAUGAUACUGGGUCAGUGGGGCAAAAUCUAGGGAAAGUUGCCCUGAAACAUCAAGUUACCCAGAAUUUGCCUCAGAAAAUGGGGAGCAUGUCCUUGCUAGACCAAGGCACAGCUCGAGGUGACCAAGAGCAGCACUGCCAAUCCAAUGUUCAACAAAAGUCAGAUCAUUGGAACAUUCAAAAUCAGUUGCCAAAUCCACAUGAUAACACUCCAAGUGCAAACUGUCCAUGGAAAGCGCAGUUCAAACCAAAAAGUGGGCCCACACCAACCGCUUCGAAGACUCCCUCCCUCCCUGUGAACCCAGCAGCUGUAAGGAUGCCACAGGCAAAGUAUCCAAAAGAAAAGUUUGAUAAAGUAGUUAAGCCCAAGAAGGAACCACUCCCUAAAACUUCAAAGCCAUACAGAGAGAGCUUUGAUGCAGAAAGGACACCAGGACAGGCUAACGGAUGCACUCCUUUGUUCAAGAAGGAACGCUCACCAAAAGCCCCCGAGUUGGAUGAGGGGAAUUGGACUUUUUACCAUAUGCCCACACCGGGGGAAGAAAGCCGACCUAUGCUUGCUCCAAAGAGAAAGUGUCUGAUAAAUAUGUUAAGCCAAAGAAGGAACCAAAACCUAAAGCUUCAAAGCCAGAUAGAGGGAGCUUUGAUACAGAAAAGACACCAACACAGUCUUUGCCCAAGAUGGAACGCUCACCGAAAGCCCCCGAGUUGGAUGAGGGGAAAUGGACUGUGGACCAUUUGCCCACACAGCCGGGAAGAAGGCCUACCUGUGCUGGCUGCAAAGAGAAGGUGUUUACCAGAGGUGACCUGAACAUCAAAGUCAAGGGUAAGAAAGAGAUCAACAAGAGUUUCACCCCCAUUACUGUCUUCAGGUUCUGUCCUGUGACCAAUUGUCUUCGCACCAUUAGAGAGACGAACUUCCUGCAACCGCUAGAGAAGUUGUAUUUGCCUUCCGAUAUCCAGCUGACGCCUAUGGAAAAAGAAACUCUUGAUCGCCUUAACUUGCCAUACAAGUGAGCAACUCGUCAUCUCCUGAGGCUUCUGACAAUUAUGGUCAAGACAUUCCAUCCCAACACUCAUUUUAUAGCAGCACGAAUGCCUGUGACGGUAUUAAAAAACAUACUUUAGUCAAGAGUUAGAUGCCUAUCAGACAUGCACCUAUUAAAGGGACACUUAUAGGCAGCUGCUAGGUAGGUGAGAUAAAGUUACACACUGUCGACAAUAGGGGUCUCUCCCAUCUGACAUUACGUCAAAACUAUUCACGCUUGUAGAACGAAUAUAUUAAGAGCUGAAUACAACAUGACCCAGUGCCCUUACUGUGCAUAGUAGUCACCCGAAGAUGGCCAAUUUAACCCCACCGUUCCUGCCUAUAGCCCCCCUUUAAGUCAAGACUCCUGAGGCAGUCCACUAUGGUGUGGUUGAUCAAUUUCGCUGUCUGAACUCUUACUGUGAAAUUGAUGGAAAGGCCAAUUGCAUAACCAGGCAAGACAAAGAGGGAUGUUUCUUUUUUAAUGUCCAACAGAUUUGCAUAGAAUAUAAAAAUCCAUUCAUAAACUAUACAUGCAAAUACAUCUACUGUUUUUGCGAUGUUAACAUUUGUUCAUUUUUACCUGAAACAGGAAUCUCUACACAUAUAAUUGAGAGUGCGAAUGAUGUAUGUAUGUAUGUAUAUACCAUAUUUAAAUUUAAGCGCCCUUUUCAGAUUAAAUCCGUUCAAAAAAAUGGUGAAGCUUUUUUACACCCUUUCUUUCAACGUAUGCAAACCAGUGAAACAUUUAUACUUUUUACACCUCACACAGUCACAGGAGAGUUGGUAGAGUGGAGCUAAAAUGCUGGCCAAAACCUCGGCUCUGACUCAGUUUUGGUCUACAUUUUUGCUCCAUCCCGACACAACCAGUGAUUUUCAAUAUACUCCCCCUCGAUAUUUCAAGGCAGGAGUAUCAAAAACCUGAUCUCAGGAUGCCCGUUCGGUACCAAUUCCUUACAAACCAAACGGCUGAAUUCAAAACAAGGCACCCUAGGCUUUCAGUGUAUAACGCACUGUAAACAUCGGUUCAACAUAAAUCUAGAUGUUUUAGAAUUACUUGUAUUUGCAACUUAUUGUUAUGUUUUCUGUAGACUAUUUUCUUGAGGCUCAUAUCACCUUUAAUA
Molecule: messenger RNA, 3610 nt
Organism: Lineus longissimus
Lineage: Eukaryota; Metazoa; Nemertea; Pilidiophora; Heteronemertea; Lineidae
Exons: 8
Coding region: 171-2270 (699 amino acids)
Source: RefSeq, a predicted model, not a curated record